AUGCUAGAAAACAUUCAAAGAAGCACUGAGCAGUCCUAUGAACCCGAUUUCAACCUAACUGAUGAAGAAACUCUCAUCAGAAUGGAGGCGGAAGUUCCUAACGUCCCUGUCAAGUUCUGGAGAUCCGUGGAAAAAAAAUUGCACACUAUGCAAAAAGGUGGCAACUGCGCACAAAUGCCCAACAUUUUCGAAUUGGCGUUCGAAAACUUGGUCUGGCAACAGGUGAAGACCAGCAAUGGAACAUUCUCUUUAUAUUCCGCAUACUUUGACAUACGUCCACUUUCACCUGCUCCAACGAUUCGGAUCCUGUCAAUCAUCGAUCGGGUUGUGCCAACUGUACCCGCUUUCUGCCAAAUCUGGUUCGAAAACAGCACACAACCCGUGAUAGCUAAUGUAUCCCAGUACAGAUUCCUUUGGAACAAGGCUUGGGGAACUGGGAACAAGAUCCAUCCCUUUUCCAUCGAAUGCGAAGUGCCUUCAGUGAAUAAUCAGACAGUGGUUCCAGUCGCCGUUUCCGUGGUGGAAAAUUCCUGCGACAAGGCAUCGAACCUGGUGAAAGUGACCCACAGAACCCUGGAACCCGGGAAGAAUAAAUCGAUUGCUGUUUGCAUCAAACGCUUGCACUUUGUGCAUGAAGAACCUGUCUUGAAACUGAUUGAAUAUCUGGAACUGGUUCGACUUUUGGGUGCGGAAAAGGUCUAUAUUUACGCCUUGGAGCCGCAGCCGAAUCCAAAAGUUGAGAGAUUCAUCAGGUACUUCGUUUUUCCCAUUUACAAAGAAAAAAAUUAG
Notodromas monacha is the source of this 789-nucleotide messenger RNA. The record is from the annotation of a GenBank genome assembly. Lineage: Eukaryota; Metazoa; Arthropoda; Ostracoda; Podocopida; Cyprididae.